AUGAGCGACACCAAACGAUGGAUCCAUGUUUUCUUGCACAAGAAGAAUAACACUUCAAAUACGGAAGCGAACUUAUUGAAACUGCGAGAGGUCAGUGACUGGUCUUGGUAUUAUGAACUCCACGAAGGUGGAUGCGUCCUUCAAAUGAAGGCCCGUAUUCCCGGUGCUAUCGACAACUCACUUGUCGACGCUGUGAACAGAGGUAUGAUCGAAGAGGCGAGAGAUAUUUGGCUAGAAGCCACGAAAGGACUAGCGCGAGGCCUUGGACCUGGCCCUGGAGAUCGUAUUUUUGAUACCAACGUGAUUGAUGGUAGACCAUUACCUGAUAGGUCCAUCUCUCCAGGUUGGGAGCCAUUUUUACGAGUUCUCUUCGGCGACGCCUCAGUUGGGAGCAAGUCUUCCAUGUUCAUCAAAGAGAUCACGACGUCGUUUCUUCGCCUGACCCUUGUGGAAGACCAGUUACCGGAGGAGUAUACCAAAAGCGAGGAGGUAUUUGCAAUCAAAGCGCUUGGAUACUUUGCAGCAAUAGCGCGGUCGCGACGGUUUGCACGAACAGACAUGGGGUUAGCUGCCUAUGUGCCUAUGAGGGCAAGGAGAGGAGACCUGGUAGUGGUUCUGUAUGGGUCUAAAGUGCCGUUCGUGGUUAGGGAGAAGGGUGAUGGUAGAUAUUGCUUGGUAGGGGAGUGCUAUAUGGACGGGAUCAUGCGUGGUGAGGGAAUUAGGUUUGCAGAAUACGAGAAUAGAGAUAUAGAAUUGACAUUAGUGUAG
Fusarium fujikuroi IMI 58289 is the source of this 768-nucleotide messenger RNA. RefSeq lists its product as uncharacterized. The record is from RefSeq and is a predicted model, not a curated record. Bases 1 to 768 code for a protein of 255 amino acids. NCBI's taxonomy places the organism in Eukaryota, Fungi, Ascomycota, Sordariomycetes, Hypocreales, Nectriaceae. The transcript is spliced from 2 exons.